AUGCCACCUCGCCCCUUGACGCUCCCUGCUGCGGGCGGCUGGCCUGUCCCCACUCCCAGGUCAUCCCCAGAGCCCGCCGCGGUCCUGAGGGAAGGUGUGCGCCAGUGCCUACAGCAACAGUGCGAGCAGACGGUGCGGAUCCUGCACGCCAAGGUGGCCCAGAAAUCAUACGGAAAUGAGAAGCGGUUCUUCUGCCCCCCGCCCUGUGUCUACCUCGCAGGUCCCGGAUGGAGGGUGAAGCCAGUGCAGGGCCAAGCCCACCAGGCAGGGGAGACCGGGCCCGUCGUCUGCGGUUACAUGGGACUGGACGGCGCGUCCGGCAGCGGCGCCGAGACGCAGAAGCUGAAUUUUGAAGAGCAGCCGGACUCCAGGGAAUUCGGUUGCGCCAAGACCCUGUACAUCUCGGACGCAGACAAGAGGAAGCACUUCCGGCUGGUGCUGCGGCUAGUGCUCCGAGGGGGGCGGGAGCUGGGCACUUUCCACAGCCGCCUCAUCAAGGUCAUCUCCAAGCCCUCGCAGAAGAAGCAGUCGCUGAAAAACACCGACCUGUGCAUAUCCUCGGGCUCAAAGGUCUCCCUCUUCAACCGCCUGCGCUCCCAGACGGUCUCCACGCGCUACCUCUCUGUGGAGGAUGGGGACUUCGUGGCCAGUGCACGCCAGUGGGCUGCCUUCACUCUCCACCUGGCUGAUGAACACUGUUCCCAGGGAGACUUCCCGCCUCGAGAGGGCUACGUCCACUACGGCUCCCUGGUGCAGCUGAUCUGCACGGUCACGGGCAUCACACUACCUCCAAUGAUCAUCCGCAAAGUAGCUAAACAGUGUGCACUCCUCGACGUGGAUGAGCCCAUCUCCCAGCUGCACAAGUGUGCAUUCCAGUUUCCAGGUGGUCCUCCAGGAGGGGGUGGCACCUACUUAUGUCUCGCCACAGAGAAGGUGGUGCAGUUUCAGCUGAGUGGCGGGGGCGAUGUGGCAACCCUGGAGCUCCACGGUGAAAACCUCCACGCGGGGCUCAAGGUUUGGUUCGGGGAAGUGGAGGCCGAAACCAUGUACAGGAGCCCGCGGUCCCUAGUGUGCGUGGUACCAGACGUAGCCGCCUUCGGCAGCGACUGGCGCUGGCUGCGCACACCCAUCACGGUGCCCGUGAGCCUCGUGCGCGCCGACGGCCUCUUCUACCCCAGCGCCUUCUCCUUCACCUACACCCCCGAGUACAGCGUGCGGUCCGGGCCCCCGGGCGCCUCCGCGCUCGCCGCUGACGCCGAUGCGCUCCUGGAGAGCAUCCAUCACGAGUUUACACGCACCAACUUCCACCUCUUCAUCCAGACGUAG
Molecule: messenger RNA, 1326 nt
Organism: Eubalaena glacialis (North Atlantic right whale)
Lineage: Eukaryota; Metazoa; Chordata; Mammalia; Artiodactyla; Balaenidae
Gene: RBPJL
Product: recombination signal binding protein for immunoglobulin kappa J region like
Exons: 9
Coding region: 1-1326 (441 amino acids)
Biological process (GO): regulation of transcription by RNA polymerase II
Cellular component (GO): nucleus
Molecular function (GO): DNA-binding transcription activator activity, RNA polymerase II-specific; RNA polymerase II cis-regulatory region sequence-specific DNA binding
Source: RefSeq, a predicted model, not a curated record